Messenger RNA from Penicillium olsonii, 3201 nucleotides. The record is from the annotation of a GenBank genome assembly. Lineage: Eukaryota; Fungi; Ascomycota; Eurotiomycetes; Eurotiales; Aspergillaceae.
AUGUCGGACCCCUCAUCCAAACGCAGGAAAUUGAGCCCACCUCCCAACGGAGCGCCCGGAUAUCCGACAGCAACCGAUCAGAAGCGAAGUGCAACUCGAAACAAAGAUGGGCGUUCUGCAGAGCUUGCAAUGGCCAGCGGCUUCUACAAGUCCAGUUUCUUCAAGCUACAGAUGGACGAAUUGUUAGAAGGGCUGAGACCAAAUCAUGCUAGUCAAGUCGCCAAAUCCCAGGAGUCACUACACCAGAUCAAGAACGCCAUUGAAACCCUGCCCGAUAAAACUCCGCAAUCCGUGUUCGAUGCGGAGAAGGACCUGCGAGCUUCUGGCCUGGCAGUGCCGUGGCCUGAACCUCGACCAAGCAAGGAAGUGAAAUACAGCAUGGCUUACGCAAAGCCAGCCAAUAUCAAUGUGGUGGGUAGCUUUGCGCUGCAGACGGGUGCUCGCGCUCUAGAGUUGCGCCCGAUUGACCUGGCUGUAACCAUGCCAAACUCGCUCUUCCAGGAAAAGGAUUAUGUCAACUUCCGAUACUUCCACAAGCGAGCUUACUACAUGGCGUGCUUGGCUGCUGGGAUCCAGGAUGUCGCGAACAAUCUCGGGUUCGACGUCAAGUUUAGCACUCAGGAUGGAGACAGCCUUCGGCCUCUGGUCCUACUCGAGCCACAGGCGCCCGGUUCCUCACAAAUUCGAAUCUUGGCCGCAGUUGAUCCCACUCUGUUCCCGAUCUCCAGAACACUCCCAAUGAAGAGCAAUAUUCGCCAAGGUUUUUCUGCCAGUUCGGAAAUUGGCGAGCCGACCUCCUUCUACAACGCCAGUCUGCGCGCUGAUGCUACCGUCUCCCUAUAUCAUAAGUCGAUUUAUUCGGCUUCGCAGAAAUGUGAGUCUUUCAAGGAUGCGUGCAUUCUUGGUCGCACUUGGCUGCACCAACGGGGCUUCCGGACUGCAUUCCAGAAUGGAGGCUUUGGAGGCUUUGAAUGGACGGUGCUUCUGUCUCUGCUUUUUGAAGGCGGUGGCCCUGCGGGACAGCCUGUUUUGCUCCCAUCGUACAGCUGUUACCAAAUCUUCAAAGCCACAGUCCAAUUUUUAGCUGGCAGAGAUUUGACCACUCCCCUGUUUUUCAACCACGAAGUCUCUGUUCCUUCGGGCGUGCCUGUCGUAUAUGAUGGACGUAGGGGACUUAACAUCCUCUACAAAAUGACAUCUUGGUCAUACGCCACACUGCGUCACGAAGCUUCCACCACUCUGAAGAUGCUCAACGAGUCACGAGAAGACAACUUCGACAAAGUCUUCAUUUUGAAGGUAGAUGAACCCGCCCUGAGAUUCGAUCGAUUGAUCACAAUCAAAUCGUUCACUGGCGAGACGCUCAGGGCCCUUCAAGAACAAACAAAAUUGUACAAUGUUCUUACUAAGGCUUUGGGUGACCGGGUUAACCUCGUUUCCAUCGCCUCUGAUCCUGUGAGUACGUGGUCAGUCAAGUCAAAACAGCCCAAAAAGUCGAACGAGGGUGUAUCCGUGGGGCUGUUGCUCAAUGCCGAAAACGUUGGACGGGUUGUUGAUCAUGGCCCGGCUGCGGAGGAGAAGGAGGAUUCCACUGCCUUUCAAGCUUUCUGGGGUGAAAAGUCCGAGCUCCGACGAUUCAAGGAUGGCAGCAUCUUGGAAAGUCUGGUGUGGUCAGAGAACUCCGGGGACUCCAUCAUCCACCAAAUUCUGGUGUACAUCCUCCAGCGACACUUCGGGAUCGUCGACUUUGGGUUCCUCGGUGAUGAUUACGAUGAGCGUCUCAGGGCAUAUGGUGACAAUAUCUUGGCAUACUCCAGUCCUGCUUUCCAGUCGGCCAAUGAGGCUCUCAAAGACCUAGAGACAUCCAUUCGUACCAUGGACGAGGUGCCGUUGGAGGUUCGCCAUUUAGCCCCAGCCAGCUCGCUCCUUCGAUAUACAGCAGUGAGACCGGGCGGGCCAGCCGAUGUCGUGCUUCAAUUCGAAAGCUCCUCGCGGUGGCCGGACGAUUUUGCGGCUAUCCAGAUGACCAAGAUUGCAUUCCUCCUCAAGAUUGGAGAUGCCUUGGAACAGGCGGGCGCUACUGCCUCGCCUUGCCGCGUGGGCCUUGAGAAUGAAUCGUCCAAAAUCAUCAACAAUGCCUACCUAGAUAUUCCUCACUCUUCCGGUAUUUUAUUCCGCCUGAGAAUUCACCAUGACCGUGAGCAGACACUACUUGAGCGCAGUCUCAAGGACCGGUCGAUGAGCCCUCGCGAACGGGAAGAAGCCGCGUUCGCUCUCUUUUCCUACAAGAAGACAUUUGUCCAAAUUCCUCGCUUGACCCAGGCACUUCGAAGUCUGUGCACUCGUUUCCCUCUGCUCUCCCCUACCAUUCGUCUCACCAAGCAUUGGUUUGCCUCCCACAUGUUCACCGCUCAAAUAAACGAGGAGUUGAUUGAAUUGCUGGUCAUUCGGACGUUCACUCAGCCAAACCCUUGGGAAUGUCCCUCAAGUGUCAUGACCGGGUUCCUGAGGACUUUGCAUUCCCUCUCGCGGUGGGACUGGCAACAAGAAGCUUUCAUUGUUGACUUAGGAGGCGAUUUAAGCCCUGAUGUGACGGAGCACAUUCGCACCCGCUUCACGGCUUGGCGCAAUAUUGACCCUGCGAUGAACAGCGUGGCCUUGUUUGUCGCCUCUGACAUUGACCCCGAAGGCGUGACCUGGACGCAGUAUGAAAUGCCCUCUAAGGUAGUUGCAGGUCGAUUGUCUAGCUUGACCAAUGCGGCGAUCGGUCUCAUUCGGUCUAAACCCCAUGAUUUGGAUAUCUCUGAGUUGUUUGACACCUCGCUUGCUCCCUAUGACUUUGUCAUCCAUCUUCGUUCCAAGUUGUUUGGCAAGUCAACCUCGGCCCCCAAGUUCAAAAACUUGGCCGAGUCUCGUGCCUCCAUGGGUCCAACGAUCAAGUCGUUCGUUUGUGAUGUCCAGUCCUGUUAUAGUCAGAGCAUUCUUCUCUUCCGCGGAGACGACCGUUGCCCAGUUAUCGCUGGCCUUUGGAAUCCCCAAACUUUGAAGCCCCGCAGCUGGAACCUGAAGACGGCAUAUUCAACGGCGCCAGCACCUGGUCCCGAGGAUCAGGUGUCGAUCAAUCGGUCUGCUGUCAUCAAUGAAAUUGCACGGCUAGGUCAUGGGCUCAUUGAACAUAUUGAGGUUCAUGAUCAUUCAAAAUAG